AUGGCGUUUUGGUGGCCGCUGCUCGUUUUAGCAUUUGCUUACGGCAUUUGUAGGUUCCUUCUCAUGCUCAUUCCUCCUAAGGUUCCUUCCAUCGACGUUGACACUUCCGACGUGCUGGACGAUGGAAACCACACGCAGGAGAACAGUUUCAUAUAUGUACCUCCUAGGGGAACGUCUCAGCAAUCAGGGAAGAUAGUUCAGUGCUAUGAGCCAGCAACUAUGAAAUAUUUGGGAUACGUUCCUGCAUUGACGCAUGAAGAGGUCAAGGAGCGUGUGGCAAAAGUAAGGAAGGCACAGAAAAUGUGGGCAAAGUCCAGCUUCAAGCAAAGACGCUUAUUUUUGCGUAUACUUUUAAAGUAUAUAAUUAAACAUCAAGCACUUAUAUGCGAAAUAUCUUCCCGUGAUACUGGAAAGACGAUGGUUGAUGCCUCUUUAGGAGAAAUAAUGACAACAUGUGAAAAGAUCAAUUGGCUACUGGCAGAGGGGGAGCAGUGGUUAAAGCCUGAAUACCGGUCUUCUGGGAGAUCAAUGCUUCAUAAAAGAGCUAAAGUAGAAUUUCAUCCCCUUGGGGUUAUUGGAGCCAUUGUUUCCUGGAAUUAUCCUUUCCACAAUAUUUUUAACCCUAUGCUGGCAGCAAUUUUUUCUGGAAACGGUAUUGUGAUUAAGAUAUCAGAACAUGCAAGUUGGUCUGGAUGCUUUUACUUCCGAAUCAUCCAAUCAGCCCUUGCUGCCAUAGGAGCUCCAGAGGACCUUGUUGAGGUGAUAACAGGGUUUGCUGAAACAGGAGAAGCAUUAGUAUCUUCUGUUGAUAAAGUCAUAUUUGUUGGAUCGCCUGGUGUUGGGAAGAUGAUAAUGAACAAUGCUGCUAACACACUUAUACCAGUGACACUGGAGCUUGGUGGGAAAGAUGCAUUUAUUGUCUGUGAAGAUGUAGAUCUGGAUCAUGUAGCACAAAUUGCUGUCAGGGCUGUUCUUCAGUCAAGUGGACAGAACUGUGCCGGGGCAGAGCGAUUUUAUGUCCACAGGGAAAUUUAUUCUUCUUUUGUUAGUAAAGUCACCAAAAUUGUGAAGUCUGUUACGGCUGGGCCACCGCUUGUUGGAAAGUAUGAUAUGGGAGCUCUUUGUAUGCAUGAGCAUUCUGAAAGGCUUGAUGGCCUAUUAAAUGAUGCUUUGGACAAAGGAGCUGAAAUUGUUGCCCGUGGGAGUCUUGGGCAUAUAGGUGAAGACGCAGUUGAUCAAUAUUUCCCUCCUACUGUGAUUGUGAAUGUGAACCACUCAAUGAGAUUGAUGCAAGAAGAGGCAUUUGGGCCAAUCAUGCCGAUAAUGAAAUUCAGCUCUGAUGAGGAGGUUGUCAGGCUUGCAAAUGACUCAAAGUACGGGCUCGGCUGUGCUGUUUUCUCAGGCAAUCAGAGUCGUGCCCGAGAGAUAGCUUCACAGAUACAUACUGGGGUAGCUGCAGUUAAUGAUUUUGCAUCAACAUAUAUGUGUCAGUCCCUGCCAUUCGGGGGAGUGAAACAUAGUGGAUUUGGACGAUUUGGUGGUGUAGAAGGUUUGCGAUCUUGUUGUCUUGUUAAAGCAGUUGUUGAAGAUAGAUGGUGGCCAUUUGUCAAAACCAAAAUACCUAAGCCUAUUCAGUAUCCCCUUGCAGAGAAUGGAUUCGAAUUUCAGGAGUCACUUGUUGAAGUGCUUUAUGGUCUUGGCACAUGGGACCGCUUGCGAGCAUUAGUAAACGUUUUGAAAAUGCUGACUGAGCAGAAUCCUGGUGGCAGCAGCAGCAGCAGCAGCAGCAAGAGAAGAAAUGACUGA
Sphenostylis stenocarpa is the source of this 1806-nucleotide messenger RNA. The record is from the annotation of a GenBank genome assembly. Lineage: Eukaryota; Viridiplantae; Streptophyta; Magnoliopsida; Fabales; Fabaceae.